AUGAAUUCAACUAGUCAUAAAUUAACAAUGAAUUCUUUAUCAAAACAACAUAAGAUAAAAGAAAGUAAAUUUACUUCAUCGAAAACUGUCAAUACAAUAUCAUCUCAAAUAAGAUCUUGCUCAAAGUGGAUUCAUGCAGGUGAGACAAUUGUAGGAAAUAAAUUAAAUACAUAUCUCAAUGAUCUGGAAAGAAUUGCAAUUAUUGGAAUUGAUACGUUGUAUGUUGUUGAUCGUUACAAUGACAAAACUCGAUUACAAAUAUUUCCAAAUGGAUCUCUUGUUGGUCAUACAUUGUGGAAUGAAUUCGAUUCUAUUAUUCUAAUCGAUGAAAAUGCAACUAUUUACACAGCUUCUUACAAUGGAAAUAUUCAACGUUGGUUUAGAGAUGCAAGACAAGGAGAGAAAAUAAAUUGUCAAUGUAAUCAAUGUUCUCGUGUAUGGUUCGAUUCAGAAAAUCAAGAUUUUUAUAUUGUCGAACGUUUUCAUUCUCGUGUCAUUAAAUGUAAUAUCCACACGAAUAGAACGAUAAUUGUAGCUGGAAUAACAAAUAUAGAUGGAUCUUCGAAUCAAACACUUUCUUAUCCGUAUAGUUUAUAUGUCAAUAAUGCAAAGGAUAUAUACAUUAGUGAUGUGAACAACCAUCGAAUACAGAAAUGGACACAAAAUGCAACACAUGGCAUUACGAUUGCUGGACAGACAAGAAAAAAAGAUCAAUCGAAUGGUUCUCUUUAUCGACCAUAUGACAUUAUAGGUGAUAACAAUGGUUUUAUUUACAUUGCUGAUAUGAACAAUCAUAGAAUUAUUCGAUGGAAAGAAGGAGAAACACAAGGAGAAAUUCUUUGUGGUAUCUCAGGUGAAUCUGGCAAUUCUACAUAUCAUCUAGACCGGCCAAAAUCACUGGCAUUCGAUGUUGAAGGAAAUCUGUACGUUGCCGAUAUUGGAAAUUCACGAGUACAAAAAUUUACUAUUAACAAUACUGAUUGUCUUUUAUCAGAAACCGAAAUGUUGAAAGAUCGAUGGUCAUUUAUUCGUCAACAACUACAUGCAUCCAAAGUUCAACUUCAAAACAGUGUUCCUCUUGGUCUUGGCUAUAAUCCAUUAAAAGGCUCUCCUAUUUGUUACACCGAUUUUUGUCAAAGAGAAGGUUUUGCUCUACCUAUUUUCAAGCUUAAGUAUUUUAUUCCAUCUAAAGGAACUUGUACCAACCAUUCUACAUCAGAAAAUGUGAAAAUUGAUUGUAUAACCUCGCAGAAUGUCAAUAUCGAAACACAAAUUAUUAAUACAUUACGUGAUCUAAAAGAACACAUGUUGAAAACUGUUGAUUUUUCAACUGAUUUUAAGCGAAAUUCAAGAUAUGUUAAUGUUUCUUUCUCUUAUGCUUACUCAAGAGAAAUACGCUCAAUCAUUGAUAUGAUCAUGAAAGAUAAUGCAACCAUACUUGUUACUUCGUUCAAUAUAACAUCGAUUCGUCUUUCGAUCAAUGAAUCAAAAUUUGAGAUCUCGAAUGAAUUUCGUUUCGUCAUUGAGAAUAUGCCAUGCUGUGACUUUAAUGAAACCGUAGAAAAGUACAUUCAUGAAUUUAUAAUUGGCUAUUUUGGUUAUACAUAUAUUAAAGAAGUUCAACUUGGUGGUAUUAUACAACAAACGAUUGUUAUUACACAAAGCGAUCAUACUAAUGUAGAGCAAAAUGGAUUUAAUACAUCGUACCAAGUAUGGAUGAGAGAUGUUGCCAAAGAACUCUUUUCAGUUCAAAUGAAAUUAAAUCGAACGCAAACAUGCGAUAAAAUGUUAAUGAAUAUUUCUAAUAAGUAUUUCACUAAAAGUAAUGUUAUGAUAUAUGCUGGUAAUAUUUCAAUAAAAUCGUUUGAUGAUUGGUAUAAGUCAGUAUCAGAUAACCCAGUCCUUCUGAAAUUUAGUUUUUCUACUAUUUUUGAUUUGUUAACGAAUGGCCAUUUUCCUGCUGAUUCAUAUAUUUUUCAAAAAGCUGCACUGAUCAAAUUAGCCGUUGAUCGAUAUUUAUCAAAUCCAGUAUAUUGCUAUAAUCAAUGUACGGAUACUAUACAUGGAACAUGUAUCGAGAGUGGCUAUUUCCAAUUUGGCAUCUGCCAAUGUAUGUCGGCGUGGACAGGAUUCGACUGUGCUACUCCUCUUCAACAUUAUAUCGAUACACUUCACAAUAGGGUAUCACCAAUUUGGAAAACGAAAGCAGAAAGAAAUAGUUAUCCAGCGUCAAUAGGUUAUGGAAAAGGGAAAAUGGCACCAAAAGAAACAGUUUCGCAUAUUUUUGAUCAGAAUAUUCAUACUAAAUAUAGAAGUUUUGGAUCAGGAUCAACUAAUACCAUGAGUCAAAAAACUGGUCUAAAUACAGGCUUUUAUCUUACACUCAAUGCUGGCAUUUGUAUUGUGAAUGGAUUUCAGUUUACAACUGCAACUAGUCAUCCAAAACGAGAUCCAAUAAUGGUUACACUUGAAGGAAGUAAUGCUAACAAGUCUUUGUUAACACUUGGUAGCAGUUGA
This is a messenger RNA of Rotaria sp. Silwood1, 2517 nucleotides long. The record is from the annotation of a GenBank genome assembly. Lineage: Eukaryota; Metazoa; Rotifera; Eurotatoria; Philodinida; Philodinidae.